Molecule: messenger RNA, 520 nt
Organism: Echinops telfairi (small Madagascar hedgehog)
Lineage: Eukaryota; Metazoa; Chordata; Mammalia; Afrosoricida; Tenrecidae
Gene: POMP
Product: proteasome maturation protein
Exons: 6
Coding region: 58-483 (141 amino acids)
Biological process (GO): proteasome assembly
Cellular component (GO): cytoplasm; nucleus
Source: RefSeq, a predicted model, not a curated record
CGGCCGGGCCGGCGGAAGGUGACUGGGCUGAGAAGCGGCGCGCCGAGCGGCUUCAAGAUGAAUGCCAGAGGACUCGGGUCUCAGCUGAAAGACAGCAUCCCGGUUACUGAACUCUCUGCCAGCGGACCAUUUGAGAGUCAUGACCUUCUGCGGAAAGGCUUUUCUUGUGUGAAAAAUGAGCUUUUGCCCAGCCAUCCUCUUGAAUUAUCAGAAAAAAAUUUCCAGCUCAACCAGGACAAGAUGAACUUCUCCACCCUGAGGAACAUCCAGGGCCUGUUUGCGCCCCUCAAACUGCAGAUGGAGUUCAAGGCAGUGCAGCAGGUCCAACGCCUUCCCUUUCUGCCCAGCUCCAACCUCUCACUGGACAUCCUGAGGGGCAGCGAUGAGACCUUGGCCUUUGAAGACAUCCUCAACGACCCUGCACAGAGCGAGAUCAUGGGCGAGCCGCACUGCAUGGUGGAGCACAAGCUGGGCUUGCUGUGACCGUCGAUGUCCUGCAGCAUUAAAAGUACUCACACGG